Pungitius pungitius (ninespine stickleback) is the source of this 1201-nucleotide messenger RNA. It is a transcript of the gene rnaset2l, whose product is annotated as ribonuclease T2, like. Gene Ontology annotation, biological process: RNA catabolic process. The transcript has 10 exons. Gene Ontology annotation, cellular component: extracellular region. Lineage: Eukaryota; Metazoa; Chordata; Actinopteri; Perciformes; Gasterosteidae. The record is from RefSeq and is a predicted model, not a curated record. Gene Ontology annotation, molecular function: RNA binding; ribonuclease T2 activity. Bases 367 to 1188 code for a protein of 273 amino acids.
UUAAAAAAGAUCUUUUAUUUAGAAAUGUUCAAGUCAAGGUUUAACUGCCAAGGUCAUGUUGCGUAACACCGACCCCGGCCAAUCACAGCCUCCGAACCCGACACUUCAACCAAUCAGUUUGCAGAGGAAAAGGGAGCGUGCGUGUGCGUGUGCAUGUGCGUGCGUGUUAAAGGUCAACCGGCCCGCUGUGGACUUAUUAUUUGCUUAUUAAGUGUCAGGUGGUGUCUGAUGGACCAAUGAGAGGCCAAAAAUAAACCCGACGUUACACAAUAACUGACCUGCGCUUCACGAGGCUUCGGUCUUAAAACAUUUAGAAAACCCGAAGCAGGAGCUCAGUGCAGCAGCAGCAGCUCUCUGUGCACCUGGAUGGAGAUGUGGAGCUCGGCGCUGUUCCUGCUGGUUGGAUUGAGUCCUGCAGUCGUGUUCCUGCUGCAGCUUCCGGACUACACCGCCACGCAGGAAGGACUCUGGCAGGACUACAAACAUGGCCACCAAGGCCCCGACUCGCCCGGCAAAAGGCCCUUCUGCUCCUGGAAGUGUCUGCUGCUCAGCCUGCAGUGGCCCGGAGCCUUCUGUCAGUCUGUGGACAAAGAAACUCUCUGCAAGAUUCCUCUGAGUAUCAACAACUGGACGAUCCACGGUCUUUGGCCUCAGAAGGUAGGGCGUUGCUGCAGCUGCUGGCCCAUGUUUGAGUCUGACGUUCAGGAGCUGGACCCUGAGCUGAAUGAACACUGGCCGUCGCUGCUGAAGUCUCAACCCAGCUUCCACUUCUGGAAACAGGAGUGGGAGAAACACGGAGUGUGUGCGGCGUGUGUUGAAGGAAUGAACUCUCCACUCAGAUACUUCCAGAUCAGCCUCAAGCUACGAGGACAGUUAGAUAUCCAGAGGCUUCUGGAGGACGCUGGAAUCAAUCCGUCCUGUGAGCGUCCUUAUAAGCUGGGGGAGGUUCAGUCGGUUUUGACUCCACAUCUGGGAGACAAACACGAGGUCCAGUGUGUCACAGACGACCAGGGCAGAGAGGUGUGGUUCCAGGUGAAGAUCCCGAUCUCUCGCAACCUGACUGUGGGCUGCGAUCACCACGGCGACCCGGAGGCCCAGGACUCCCUCCAGGGGCACCCCUGCCCCCCCCAGGUCCCGUUCUACUACCUGCCCAUCGACCACGAGGCCCCGCGGCGGCCCUGCGGCUAACGGCGGCGCUCAC